AUGGCGGAUUACAACCCGGAUAUCUCCAACGGCACCUGCUACUACUACGAUGGCACACAGGCCGAUUCCAGGUAUAUCCCUUGUGGGAAUGUCGCCCUCGGCCACAAGUCAUGCUGUGAGAGUCUGGACAUGUGUCUAUCGUCGCACGCUUGCUAUAACGGUCAAUUUGGCGUCACAUAUUUGGCCGGCUGCACAGAUUCGAGUUACGACGACCCGGUCUGUCCAGACAAAGGAGAGUUUCAAGAGCAACCAUGGGCCGGCCUGGUCUACUGCAACGGCACUUCGAAUGAAUGGGUAGCGUGCGAAGAUGAAGGCAGCACAGUUACAACUCCGUUACCUUGCUGGUGUCCCGACACUGACUCGAGGACUGUCGCUUUCACCGACUCCUCCGUCCUCACCAAUAUCAUGUCCUUGCCAGCGACAGUGGGCGGCAGUGUUACUUGGAAAGAUGCCGAUGCGUACUCAUCAGAACACUCCCUUACUGCCACACUUGUUGCCUCAGAUGUCGAGACCACCGCUUCCACCAGCUCAGUGACUAACGCAACCGGUCCCCUGUCACCCGCAUCAAUUAGCUCUGCAGCGAGUUCUCCUCCGCCUCCCCCAUCCACCUCUUAUCAGACCUCCUCUGCACCGGCUGCCGCCUCUACGGUUACACCUAGCCACUCCGGCUUGAGCACAGGACAAAAGAUAGGCAUAGGGCUUGGAUCAGUGUGCGCAGCGGCGAUCGUGUUGGCUUUUGCCUGGUUAUUAUGUGCAUCCGCUCGUCGAAGCGCUAAGAGAGAAGAGGAGCAGAAUGAAGCGGCGCCGAUGAGGGAACCCACGCUACCGCAAGUGGAGAGGAGGCCGAGCGACCCAGAGAUGAGAAGUCCGGCAUGGUCCGGUCACAAGUCAGAACUUCCCGCAGACGAAAGUGUUCCGAGUGCGUCGCCAGCACCGCGAUAUCAGGACUUCCAGAGACCGCAGAGCGCCGAAGUCGAGGGCAGCCCGGUCAGAAUGUCUCCGACGAGACCUACACAAGAUGGGGGUUUGAGGGUGCCCGGUCGGAAAGGAACCUACUAUGAGAUGGCCGGAUAG
Messenger RNA from Fonsecaea erecta, 1074 nucleotides. RefSeq lists its product as hypothetical. The record is from RefSeq and is a predicted model, not a curated record. The coding region runs from base 1 to 1074 and encodes 357 amino acids. NCBI's taxonomy places the organism in Eukaryota, Fungi, Ascomycota, Eurotiomycetes, Chaetothyriales, Herpotrichiellaceae. The transcript is spliced from 3 exons.